UUUAUUUCGAGGUCGUGAGUCAAACGAAAGGUAGAACAAAAGGAAGCCUCCACCUCAUCUGCGAGUGUAGGUUGUUAGGAAGCUUGUUGCUACGACUAUUGACGAUAAAUUGCCACACUGGCCGUUUCUCCAACACUUCCUCCAUGUGAAGCACGGGACCUGUCUGCCCAGCUGGAUUGGUUCAUCACAACAUCGGUUAUCAUCAGUCUGCUCCGUUCCUCCAGCAGCUAGCUAGCUGUCGGAGUACAUACGCUACUAACUGUACACCGCAGCCGAAGAAGGAGAAGAAACCUCACAAUUCUCACUUUUUUAGGUCUAAAAAACACGUUAAGGCACAGAUUUCCCUCAAGUUUCCCAUCUGAUGGAGCAGUGGUUGUCAGUCUUUGUGAAGAGACACCAUGUUUCCUUGUCACGUUACCCCCUGGCCCUCUGCUGAGCCGCCGGCCUCCUGCGGUCAUGCACCCCCAGCACAGCCCUCACAACCCCUGCCUGAUCUGCUGUGCAGCUGUCCCGCUCCACCUUUGAACACCCACUCUGAGACGCCCUCACCAGACCCCAUGGAGUCCCUCAUCGUGGUCACGGAGUACGAACCCAGCAGACCACCUGGAGAGGCUGGAGAGGAGGAGGUAGAAGACAUGGACAGUUCUGAGACUCCAGAACCAGCUUCCUCUGUGGCGGCAUCUUUCCGGACUCCUUCCUGUGACCUGCUGUCCCACACAGUUGGCCGGUCAGAGGCUCUACUACCUGAAGGCCAAAGGGGAAGAUUAAACCUGUCGGACCGGAAACUAUCUCUGCAGGAGCGCUCGCAAACCGCAACAUCACCUUGCAGCUCUCCGGGACUGAACGGGCGUUAUAUUUACCCGUCAUUACCCUACUCUCCCAUCACAUCUCCCCACUCCUCUCCACGCUUGCCCCGCCGGCCCACUGUGGAGUCCCACAGUGUUUCCAUCACAGACCUCCAGGACUGUGUUCAACUCAACCAGUACAAGCUGAAAGAUGAGAUUGGAAAGGGCUCCUAUGGUGUUGUCAAGCUGGCUUACAAUGAAGAUGACAACACAUACUAUGCGAUGAAGGUGUUGUCCAAGAAGAGGCUGAUGAGGCAGGCAGGUUUCCCACGGAGACCUCCCCCUCGUGGAGCCAAAGCUGUCCCUGAGGGUCCCCCUCAGCCUAAAGGACCCCUGGAGCGGGUCUAUCAAGAGAUUGCCAUCUUGAAAAAGCUGGACCAUUCUAAUGUGGUGAAACUCGUCGAGGUUUUGGAUGACCCCAGCGAGGACCAUCUGUACAUGGUGUUCGAGCUGGUCAAGCAAGGGGCUGUGAUGGAGGUGCCGACAGAUAAACCUUUCAGUGAGGACCAGUCACGCUUUUACUUCCAAGAUCUGCUCCGGGGAAUCGAGUAUUUACAUUACCAGAGGAUCAUCCACAGAGACGUCAAACCGUCCAACCUGUUGGUGGGAGAAGACGGGCACAUAAAGAUAGCAGAUUUUGGAGUCAGUAACCAGUUUGAGGGGACGGAUGCUCUCCUGACCAGCACAGUGGGAACACCUGCUUUCCUCGCCCCUGAAGCACUCUCAGAGACCAGAAAGAAUUUCUCUGGAAAGGCUUUGGAUGUUUGGGCCAUGGGAGUGACACUUUACUGCUUUGUCUUUGGAGUGUGUCCAUUUAUGGAUGAGCGCAUCCUUAGUCUUCAUCAAAAAAUCAAGACACAACCUGUGGAGUUACCUGAACAUGCUGACAUCUCAGAUGAUCUCAAAGAUUUGUUGCUGAAAAUGCUGGACAAGAAUCCAGAGACCAGAAUAUCAAUUCCACAGAUUAAGGUGCACCCAUGGGUGACGAGGCACGGUGCUGAGCCUCUUCCACCGGAGGAUGACAACUGUUGUAUGCUGAUUGAGGUGACGGAGGAAGAGGUGGAGAACUCUGUCAAACACAUCCCCAGCCUGGCUACAGUGAUCCUGGUGAGAACUAUGCUGAGGAAACGCUCCUUUGGGAACCCAUUUGACUGGGGCCGCAAAGAGGACCGCAGCAGUUUGUGUGCUCCGGGGCAAACGAUCACGAAAGGCAGAGCAGGCAAAAUGAAAUACUGCUACAUUCAUUGUAACCAAAGAAGGAAACAGGAGAGCGGUGAUGGCAUGAGAAGUAUGGACCUGCCCUACGUGGGAGAGGAUGAGACUCUUUCCUGAUGCAGAGGGUUCAUUAUGCAUGCUGGUAUCUGCCCACCUGCAACCACACAGCACAACACCCCUUUACUCACAGUUUUAUACUGACAGCCUGUGUACAUUUCCUGGAAGGUGGACGUGUGGCGGACGCAGAAAAAAAAUAGAAAAUUAGGUUCUAAGAACAAUUUAAAAGCUUUUAUUCCAUUCUAUCCUCUUAAAACUUUAAGUUUGCUGUUGUGGGACUUGAGACUGUCCCAUUGGAGCCUUCCAUGAGAGGAUCCUCCAGAACCUUAAACCUGUCUUCAGCUCUUAUCGCCCAACCCAAUUUCCUCCUCUAUUCCCGCAUGCGUUUAUAGUCCUAGCAUGCUUCGUCUCAGGCUUCAACUGUACAGUUUUGUGUGUUAUUGUAGUCUAGCAACUUGUGUUUCUCCUACUUAACGAUACUUUCAGGUAUACAGGGCAUGGGAACAGGCGAGGGUGAUGGUUCAUGGGGAGGGAUGGUCAUCUUCGCCAUCACCUCGACGUUCUCCUUCGUAGAGCAGGUUUUCUUGACAAUGAUUGUCUGGCUCACUCUGCUUCAGGGUAGCAGUGCCCAGUUUUGUAACAUAUUUUAAAGUGAGGAAUCUGUACAGUUUUCCCAAAAUGAAAAAGGGGAGUGAAAAAAUGUUUACUUAAUCGAAUGCAUGUGUUUACGUUCCCAAUGCAAACACUGUAUAAGCUAUUUAUAAGCAUUUGCACGCUCAUAUACACACUUGGUUGACACAGUUUUUUUUUCUAGUCUUAUAACUGGCUCUUUAUGAAGACACAUUUACUACAAUCAAUAGAAAGCUUUAAAAACGGUGGAUAUAGUGCUUUGCAAACAAUCCAAUUCAUCACUACUGCAUACACAAUAGAAUAGAAAAAAUUGGGGUUUUCCACUUUUAGUGAAUCUUUUUUUGAAGUGAGCAUUUAUAUGGUUUUUAGGUGUUUGCUUUAGAUUUUUAAAUUAAUAGAUCUACAACAACUUGAGUAAAAAAAAAUACUGAUCUACCAAAUGCAUAUGAGAAAAACAAAAUGUGUUGGUGCAUAAUUAUUCUGUCUGCAAUGGUUCAAAUAGUUUUCUAUUGUUAAAAAUGCAAAUCAAUUCUCUUUAAUACAAUGGCGUAUUAGGACCAUUGUAGGUAAAAAAAAAAUAAAAAAGUAGUGAAAGGUUUAAAAAAUGACAGUGAUAAAUAAAAUAAAAAAAUAGGAUUCAAGUGGUGAAUUCACAAGGAAAAAACUUGAUAAUCUCAUAGAUUAUAAAGUCAUAAAUUUGUGAAAUGUGUUUUGGAUGACAUAGCAGUCAGAUUAAGAAAUAAGGAAAUAUUUGUGUCAACAUAUUAUCAUAAGCAUAUGGACUUUUUUUUUUUUUUACCUACAAUUGCUCAAUACGCCGUCCUAGUUGGCUCCAGUUAUUUGGACAAACAAGGUUGUGUGUUGUGAUACUGAGGGAGAGAUUCACAAGUUUCAACUGUGUUGUAUGUAGACUGAAAACAGAAACUUCUGACUAUUGAACCUCAAGUUUAAAUUGUGAAUGUUUUCUUGUUUUAUUUGUUUGUAUUGUAAGAAUUAUUGGUGUAAAACAGCACAUUUUUUUAGGACACCAAAAACUUCAAUUCUGUCUCAUUUCUUUGUAUAGUACAGUACCUUAAAGAAAACCAACCUUUAAAAUAUUUGUUCUUUAUUGAACUUUUAGAGCUGGCUACCGAAGUAAGUUUUGAGAUGGAAGCAUAGUGCAGCUGCAGACCUUUGUACAAAUCUAUGCAUGUCAUAACUGUAAAGGUUGUUAAACCUAAAAAAAAAAAAAAAAACCUGUUGUCAUCAUUGGUGGGAGGAGUAGGCCACUCUGCAGAUAUUUCUAGUUAAUUAUGAAUUACUUUUUUAUGUUUUGAUGUGUUCCACUUUAGAUGAUCCCAAAGCAGUAAAUUAGCAUUUAUCCACAAUUUUUUCCCUUUUGUUGACUUUCAUUUGUUUUUAUCAAAUAUGUUUGUCUAAGUACAGAUACAGGCAUUUGAUGUAUCUCCAACAUGGAUCAUUGGCACAAUAUUAAUUACAUUUAAUGCUUCCACGCACUAAUUACCUUAGCACUUAUGUGUGUUCAAGGUAUCAAAAAGGGACUUUUCUUUUCUUUCUUUCUUUUUAAUGUAAUACUCGCAUGUCACUCUGAACUGUUUUCUAAGACUAGUACUAUGCAUAUGAUGUGUCUUUCUCUGUAUGGUGCAUUGGUGGCAGACUGUCAUGUACAGUAGUGGCUGCAUGAGGAGGGCUGUAUGUGGUUGUACUCAUUCUGAUUUAUUUUUGCUUACCCGAUGUGUUUUCCAGAAAGAUCUGAUUAAGUUGUGCUCUGGCUUUAGAUUUCCAUACAGUUAUUGUACUGUACUUCUCAAUGAUAAUACUCAAUGAUGAUAGCCAAUGAUUUAGACUGAUAAUUCAUUUCAGAAAUGCCUCAAUUUGUGUUAUACUGUGAAAUUUUACCUCAUUUAAACAUACUUAACGUAUACUUUCCACACAUUCAUGAGAUAUUUUGGUGACACUUUCUAUGAAGGCAACAUCUAAAGUGCAUUAUGAAGCUUCAUGACUACACUGAUAAACACAUAUCCCAUUCUGAUACACUAAAGUCAUAAAACAAUACAGAUGACAUCAUGAUUUAUACGUUUAAGUGUCUUAUGGAUGCUCUGAACUCGUCUUGACUAGAGGUUGACUGACUAUAGACUCUUCAUCAAUCAACUGUAUUAAGGACUUCAAUUACAUUUUGGUCCAUACGGUAUCAUAAUUUAUCAUCGUAUGUGUUAUAGGGCUUUUGACAUAACUGUGAUAUUUAAAAAAUUAAGAACACAUGAAUGUUAAGAAUAAACAUAAUAAUAUUAUGUGAAUAAUCAAAGUUUCUCCUUAAUAAUUUCUGUUCUUUUUGUACAGUUAUGAUUACAGGCUCUCCCUCCACCUCCCUACAUGAAUAUUUUCUGUGUAAUUAAAAUUAACCCCCAAAAAUAAACAAAAUGCACAGUGAACACAGUAAUUUUCUAAUAGUCCAAAGGUAAGGCAAUAGUAACAUUGUAAUACCUUUUUUUCCCCCGACAAUAAUCAUGUAGUGAAAAUCUGAUAUUGUGUCAGACCUAAUUUGUUAAGUAAAGUAUGUAUUGGUGCAUUUUUAUUAAUUUGUGCUUUAUCAUAACUUUUAUUACUGUUGAAAUUGAGUCAUCUUUAGGAAUGGAACAUUAAGAUGUAGAUAAUUAUAGUAAAAAAAAUAGUGUCUUAUUAUAAUAUCUUCACUAUGGGAUGAAAACAGUGAGUUAAAAUCUUUAACUUGUAAUUCUUUGCAUAAUUAUUUUUUAAUAUUUUACCAUCUUACAUAAUAUUCACAAAUAUUGCAGCACAGAAUAUUUUAAAUGCAUAAAAAAUGCAUUACACUUUACCUACCAGCAACAAUAUAAUAUUAUGAUAGAGCAUUAUUAUACAUUAUUAGAGAUGCACUAAUAUGUCCUUCACUUUACUUAAAACAUCGAGACAAGAUCAUCUAGAACACACUUGAAACUAUAAAAGUCAGUUCUAAUGUUUUAUGGCUGUUAUACAGUGCAGCAUAAAGCAAUAUGUGUGUUCAUAAGUGUAGUCAUGAAGCGGUAAGAUGCAUUAAAGCAUUAUAAUCACAAUAAAUGUCCUCAUAAUGCACUACAGACGUAAUCAUAGAAAGUGAGACUCAGAUACUGUUAAGUUGCUAUAGUUUUGACCGUAAAGAAACAGGACAGGUUCUUCCCUUUUGGUGUGAAUAUUUGCCCUCCAUGACCGACAGGAAUGAACUGUAGGACAGUGCAAGCCACAGAAAAGCUGUAAGAUAAAUAUUUUAUACAUACAAUAUUUAAACUUGUAGUUUGUUUCAAUACAGUCCGUGCCCUUCCUCGUCAGAUGGGCCAGACUUAGUGAUUAACCUUUAUCGUUCACAUGGUUUUGCAUUCUGUAGUGUAAAUUUAUUUCAUUAAGAGCUUUGGGGGCUCUUUUCCCCUAAAUGCAUGCCAACAUACUGAACACAUACCACUGUAUUGUCAUAGCAUGGCAGGUCCUUGACACCAAAACGGGACCUUUAAAUUAAUUAUUCUAUACAUACUGUAUCUUGUUCAUCUUUGAAUAAAAUAUUAUUGCCUUUC
Molecule: messenger RNA, 6310 nt
Organism: Centropristis striata (black sea bass)
Lineage: Eukaryota; Metazoa; Chordata; Actinopteri; Perciformes; Serranidae
Product: calcium/calmodulin-dependent protein kinase kinase 2
Exons: 18
Coding region: 399-2177 (592 amino acids)
Biological process (GO): CAMKK-AMPK signaling cascade; activation of protein kinase activity; protein phosphorylation
Molecular function (GO): ATP binding; protein kinase activity
Source: RefSeq, a predicted model, not a curated record